AUGGCGACAUUAACGUUGGAGACAACAAUGACAAGAAAUCUUGAUGAAAUGACAGAAAACAAAAUUAAAUUCGCCCAAUUCGAAAGUGGAAAUAAAAAUGAAAAUAAUGCAUCUGGAGCGAAAGUUCUGAGUUUUGGACAGUUUCCAAUGGAAAACAAGAUUGAUGCUGCUACGAUGGAAAUUACUACAGAUAAUCCGACGGAGGCAGUUAAAGUUUUUUGGUCACAUCAUGUGGAAGGAAAGAAUGGAAAAUCUAACAACUUCUGGAAAGAUUGCAGAGAGAAAAGACCGCGGUUAACAACGAAUAACAUUCGUGAAGCCCUCUUAUUUACUUGUUAA
Messenger RNA from Helobdella robusta, 339 nucleotides. RefSeq lists its product as hypothetical. Bases 1 to 339 code for a protein of 112 amino acids. The record is from RefSeq and is a predicted model, not a curated record. The transcript has 3 exons. Lineage: Eukaryota; Metazoa; Annelida; Clitellata; Rhynchobdellida; Glossiphoniidae.